Molecule: messenger RNA, 5808 nt
Organism: Ailuropoda melanoleuca (giant panda)
Lineage: Eukaryota; Metazoa; Chordata; Mammalia; Carnivora; Ursidae
Gene: BUB1B
Product: BUB1 mitotic checkpoint serine/threonine kinase B
Exons: 24
Coding region: 219-3416 (1065 amino acids)
Biological process (GO): meiotic sister chromatid cohesion, centromeric; mitotic spindle assembly checkpoint signaling
Cellular component (GO): nucleus
Molecular function (GO): protein kinase activity
Source: RefSeq, a predicted model, not a curated record
AGGGGCGGAGGGGCGUAUUCACGUCGGCCGCGCGGGACCGUUAAAUUUGAAAGUUGGAGGGUUUGUGGUGGUUGGUUUGCCAAGGAAUUAGGUGCAAACUUUCGUCCCUCUGGUCGCUUCGUUAACCUCUAAGCGCAGGUUGUAGAAGGAAGCCCAGGCGGUCUGCGGCCCUGAAGAAAGUUCCACGGCAGGACGAGGGCCUGAAUCGGGAAUGCAGGAUGGCGGCGAUGAAGAAGGAAGGGGGUGCUCUGAGUGAAGCCAUGUCCUUGGAGGGAGAUGAGUGGGAGCUGAGUAAAGAAAAUGUCCAACCACUAAGGCAGGGGAGGAUCAUGUCCACACUUCAGGGAGCAUUGGCUCAGCAAGAAUCUGCCUCUAACGCUACUCUUCAGCAACAGAAACGGGCAUUUGAAUCUGAAAUUCGAUUUUACACUGGAAAUGACCCUCUGGAUGUUUGGGAUAGGUAUAUUAACUGGACAGAGCAGAACUAUCCUCAGGGGGGGAAAGAGAGUAAUAUGUCGACAUUAUUAGAAAGAGCUGUUGAAGCACUACAAGGAGAAAAACGAUACUAUAAUGAUCCCCGAUUUCUUAGUCUCUGGCUUAAAUUGGGGCAUUUAUGCAAUGAACCUUUGGAUAUGUACAGUUAUUUACACAGCCAAGGGAUCGGUGUUUCACUUGCUCAAUUCUAUAUCUCAUGGGCUGAAGAAUAUGAAGCUAGAGAAAACUUUAAGAAAGCAGAUAAGAUAUUUCAGGAGGGGAUUCAACAGAAGGCCGAACCACUGGACCGACUGCAGUCACAGCACCGACAAUUCCAAGCUCGGGUGUCUCGGCAAACUGUGUUGGCACUUGAGAAAGAAGAGGAGGAGGAAGUUUUUGGAUCUUCUGAACCACAACGAAGCACACUGGCUGAACUAAAAAGCAAAGGGAAGAAGACAGCAAGAGCUCCAAUCAGCCGUGUAGGAGGUGCUCUUAAGGCUCCAAACCAGAACAGAGGACUCCAAAAUCCAGUUCCUCAACAGAUGCAAAGUAAUUCCAGAAUUACUGUUUUUGAUGAAAAUGCUGAUGAGGCUUCUAGAGCAGAGUUGUCUAAGCCUACAGUUCAGCCAUGGAUAGCACCCCCUGUGUCCAGGGCCAAAGAGAACGAGCUGCAGGCAGGCCCUUGGAACACAGGCAGGCCUUUGGAAUACAGGCCUCGUGGUGGUAUAGCUUCUGUGACCACUGUACCCUCUCUGCUUCCCAGUUUUACUCCAUAUGUUGAAGAAACUGCACAACAGCCAGUUAUGACACCAUGUAAAAUUGAACCUAGUAUAAACCACAUUCUAAGCACAAGAAAGCCUGGAAAGGAAGAAGGAGAUCCCCUGCAAAGAGUUCAAAGCCAUCAGCAAGAGUCCCAGGAGAAGAAAGAGAAGAUGAUGUAUUGUAAGGAGAAGAUUUAUGCAGGGGUUGGGGAGUUCUCCUUUGAAGAGAUCCGGGCUGAAGUUUUCCGGAAGAAAUUAAAAGAGCAAAGAGAAGCUGAGCUACUGACCAGUGCAGAGAAAAGAGCAGAAAUGCAGAAACAGAUUGAAGAGAUGGAGAAGAAGCUCAAAGAAAUUCAAACUACUCAGCGAGAAAGAACGGGUGAUCAGCAAGAAGAGAAGAUGACUACAAAGGAGACAGCUGAACUGCAAAUUGCUUUGGAGUCUCAGGAAAUACCAGGAAUGGCUCUAUCCAAUUCUGUUUGUCCAGUAAACUCUUGUGCCAGGGAGACUUCACUUGCAGAAAACAUUUGGCAAGAACCUCAUUCUAAAGGUCCCAGUAUACCUUUCUCCAUUUUUGAUGAGUUUCUUCUUUCAGAAAAAAAAAAUACCAGUCGUCCUGCCGAUCCCCCACGGGUUUUAUCCCAACGAAGACCCUUUGCAAUUCUCAAAACUUCAGAAAGCAUCAACUCAAAUGAGGAUGUGUCUCCAGAUGUUUGUGAUGAAUUUACAGGAAUUGAGCCCUUGAGUGAGGAUGCUAUUAUCACAGGUUUCAGGAAUGUAACUAUCUGUCCUAACCCAGAAGACACUUGUGACUUCGCCAGAGCAGCUCGCUUUGUAUCCACGCCUUUUCAUGAGAUAGUGUCCUUGAAGGAUCUCCCUUCUGAUCCUGAGAGGCUGCUGCAGGAGGAGGAUCUAGACAUGAAGCUCUCUGAGGACCAGCAGACUGCUUGUGGCACCAUCUACAACCCGACUCUCAGCAUCAAGAAGCUCAGCCCAAUUAUCGAAGACAGCCGUGAAGCCACACACUCCUCUGGGUUCUCUGGGUCUUCUGCCUCAGUUACAAGUUCCUCCUCCAUCAAAUGUCUUCAGAUUCCUGAGAAACUGGAGCUUACUAAUGAGACUGCAGGUAGCUUCAUGCACACCACUUACAACCCUACUCAGUCACCCUGGUGUCCACAGUAUCGCAGACAACUACUAAAAUCUCUGAUGGAGCUGAGGGCCUCUGCAGAGUUUUUUAUAGAAGAUAGACCGAUGCCUAAGUUGGAAAUAGAAAAGGAGAUUGAACUGGGUAAUGAGGAUUAUUGCAUAAAACAAGAAUACCUAAUAUGUGAAGAUUACAAGUUAUUCUGGGUGACACCAGGAAACUCUGCAGAAUUAACCAUAAUAAAGGUAUCGUCUCAACCUGUCCCAUGGGACUUUUAUAUCAACCUCAAGUUAAAGGAACGUUUAAAUGAGGAGUAUGACCAUUUGUGCAGCUGUUACCAGUACCAAGACGGUUGUAUUGUUUGGCACCAAUAUAUAAACUGCUUCACCCUUCAGGAUCUUCUUCAACACAGUGAACUUAUUACCCAUGAAAUAAUAGUGUUGGUUAUUUAUAACCUUUUGACAAUAGUGGAGAAAUUACACAGAGCAGAAAUAGUCCAUGGUGACUUGAGUCCAAGGAGUCUGAUUCUUAGAAACAGAAUCCACGAUCCCUAUGAUUAUAAUAAGAACGAUCAAGCUUUGAAGAUAGUGGACUUUUCCUACAGUGUCGACCUUAGGGUGCAGCCUGAUGUUUUUAUCCUCAGCGGCUUUCGGACUGUACAAAUCCUGGAAGGACAAAAGAUCCUGGCUAACUGUUCUUCUCCCUACCAGGUAGAUCUGUUUGGUAUAGCAGAUUUAGCACAUUUACUGUUGUUCAAGGAACACCUACAGGUCUUCUGGGAUGGGUCCCUCUGGAAACUUAGCCAAAAUAUUUCUGAGCUAAAAGAUGGUGAACUGUGGAAUAAAUUCUUUGUACGGAUUCUGAAUGCCAGUGAUGAGUCCACAGUGUCUGUUUUGAGGGAACUUGGAGCAGCAAUGAGUGGGGUGUUUGACACCACCUUUCAAAAUCACCUGAACAAAGCUUUGUGGAAGACAGGAGCUGUUUUACCAUGGAAAUUUGUAUGUCCUAGACAUGGAACUGCCAUGAUAGAAUCGUAACAAGACAGAAAAGCCAGCCAUUCCUUCGGGUGUUCCUGACCUUCAACUAAGUGGUCUAGAUUUAAAAAUAGAUAAAACAAUUUAAUACAGGGCCAAAUUUUCUUAAAUUUCAAGUGGCAAAAUUGUUUGUUCUGAUUCUAUUUUAAUGUUUUCAUUUUUUUUUUAUCCACCAAACCCUUUGGUCUAUUUAUAUAAUCUUGUGGUGCUGCGGCUACUGGGUGUCUUGAUUAGGACUGUGACUGUUAGAAAGGAAGAGAAAAGGUUUUGAAUGGGGGAUAGCAACCUUUCAGAAAUAGAAGAAUUACCAUUCUACGACCUGCAGAGUGACUUGGCAAGGCAAGGGUUAAUAAAGGUAUGGAAGGAAGUUUUGUUGAUUGGAAGAUUUGAAGAGAUAGAGGCCAGGAUAAAAAGAUCACUUGGAAGCGUGUAAUAAUUGGGGAGAGACUAGAUGUAGAGGGAGUAGACCCCCAAACAGAAGCAUGAAUUAUACCUGGUUGUGGGCAUAGGGGAGAGAACUAGAAGAAAGGGACAAUGAAAAUGAUUUAUUUCAUAUCCAAAUAUCAGAAUUCUCAACUGUGCUCCCUCCAUUGCUGGUGCCUGUUUUUUUGUUUUUUUGUUUUUUUGUUUCCUUUACUCUAGUUGUCACUGUUACUGCUCUAAGAUUGCUGGAAAGCAGGAAAUUCUAAGUAUAUCUCAACUAAAAAUAUUUAAGCAUAUAUAGUUGAAGCACUGAAAUAUGACUUGAAUCCGAAAGAUAAUCAACUUAGAAAUUUUUGCUCUUAACCAAAAUACAACUUUUCAAACAUUUUCAUGUUUGCUUCUUGUACAACUGAUGAUGUAAAAUUAUAUAUCCGUAUCUUUGAUGUGAUUGAGCCCUUCUACCCUUCUGCUCUCCUUUCUCAAUCCACCGUUUUGACACAUAAAAUCAUUACUCUGAGGAUGGACAGUAAAUUUAGAUUAUUUCUUAACAUAGCCUUAGCUACCAAUUAGUGACUUCUUCAAGAACCUUGGCAGCAAGGCUGAAAAACCAGAGCUCUGUCUCCGAAAGUCAGCUCUGAGGAGAGGGAAGAGAAUCUGGAGAAGUUUCUUUGUCAGAGAAUUUGCAACUAUUUUGCCACCUCUCCCUCCAUUCCCCAUCCCCUCCAACCCUGACCGUUCUCUGUAGGGGAAAGAAAACAGUUAGGACCAAUGAUGUCUUAGUUUUCUCUUUGCCUGGGCAUAAAACCACAAAGUGGGCACAUUUCCAUUUCCCUUGUAUUUUGUGCUUGUUUGUCUUUGAAGAAGGAAGACUCUGUCUUUUGGCAGAAGCUUCAAAUCGUUCUUAUUUCUUGUCUCACUAAUGGCAAAAGUAGUGUAACAGUGGACCUGGCAGGGGAAACAGCUGAAAAGACAGGAUUUUUACUUUUGUUUGAAAAGAGACAGUGGAAUAUAUCUAGAGCCUCACCAUUCACAAAGUCUGCUUCCGCUAAUCUUCUACCGCCGUUAGAGCCCUCAUCUUCCUGUGCUGGUUGAGUAGGAAACCUUCCACCCAAGUCACAGUGCUCUAACUGAUGCCAACCUGAAUCUGGACGUAAGAAGGUUUUCCUAUAGCAGUAGGACUUUAGACUAUUAGUUGAGCUAUUAUCUCCAGGUAGAUAAGAAAGCCUUCAGAUGGUUGCCUCAGGGCUCUUUGAAAAGACCCUUCGUGCGUUUAAGCUAACAUCUUUAAGCAAAGACACCAAAGAAAGGCUUCUUUUCUUUUGCAUUGGAAAAUGUGGAAUUCUUCCUCCAACUGCACCAAUUCUUUCUAACAUGCCAAAAUUUGCUUCCAGUCUGGCUCCUAAAAUUAAGACUUCCCUAGUGAGAAAGAUAUAUUGUAAAAAAAAUUUUAAUACAGCAAACUUCGACCUUAAUGAGGUCCUUGGUUCCACCAAAGACAGAAGAAGCUAUGACUACUUAAUAGAAUAAAGGUGGCAUUUCCGACCAGUGUGGGAAGAGAUGGGGUAUUCAAUAACUGGUGUGGAAACAAUAGGUUAGAGUUUGAACUCUGUCGCCAGUGCCACCACUAGUUCAUACCUUUGUGCAAAUUAGAAAAAGGCCCCUUCCUCCAGUGGAUUCUGUGCUUCCCAGUGCACCAUAGCUUUACUGGAUUGCAGCCCCCACGUAGCCAGUCAGCCUGCUCCCCUUGUGCAGUGGGUCAGCUGCACAGCCAUAUGCAGUGGGCUUGCCUGCUCCACUGCUUAUCUGCAGAACCAUCUUAGAUAGAUCAAAAACACUAAUGUAAGAAGAUGAAAAUGUAAAAUGCUAGGGAUGCCUGGGUGGCACAGUCGGUUAAGCGUCUGACUCUUGGUUUUGGCUCAGGUUGUGAUCUCAGGGUCAUGAGAUCGAGCCCCACAGUGGGCUUCACAUGUAC